Messenger RNA from Boleophthalmus pectinirostris (great blue-spotted mudskipper), 1599 nucleotides. Its product is annotated as retinal Mueller cells isomerohydrolase-like. The record is from RefSeq and is a predicted model, not a curated record. Bases 1 to 1599 code for a protein of 532 amino acids. Gene Ontology annotation, molecular function: retinol isomerase activity; beta-carotene 15,15'-dioxygenase activity; all-trans-retinyl-ester hydrolase, 11-cis retinol forming activity. The transcript has 14 exons. Lineage: Eukaryota; Metazoa; Chordata; Actinopteri; Gobiiformes; Gobiidae. Gene Ontology annotation, biological process: zeaxanthin biosynthetic process; retinal metabolic process.
AUGGUCAGCCGUGUGGAGCAUCCCGCUGCUGGCUACAAGAAGAUUUUUGAGUCUGUGGAGGAACUCAAUGAACCCAUAACAGCUAAAGUCACUGGCACUAUCCCAUCAUGGCUGGGGGGCAGUCUGCUGAGGAUGGGUCCAGGUCUUUUUGAAAUCGGAAGUGAACCUUUUUACCACCUGUUUGAUGGACAGGCUAUGAUUCACAAGUUUGACCUAAAGAAUGGUCAGGUGACAUAUUACCGAAAAUUCAUUAAGACAGAUGCAUAUGUUCGAAAUAUGACAGAGAAACGAGUGGUCAUCACAGAGUUUGGUACAGCAGCCUAUCCAGACCCAUGCAAAAACAUCUUCUCCAGAUUCUUCACUUACUUCCAAGGCAUUGAAGUAACUGAUAACUGUCUGGUGAACAUCUAUCCCGUUGGUGAGGAUUUCUACGCAUGCACAGAAACAAACUUCAUUACAAAAGUUGACCCUGAUUCCCUGGAGACAUUAAAGAAGGUGGACAUGUGUAAGUAUGUGUCUGUAAAUGGAGUGUCAGCUCACCCUCACAGAGAAGCGGAUGGAACACUCUACAACAUCGGAAACUGCUUUGGCAAGAACUUGAGUUUGGCAUACAAUAUUGUCAAAAUCCCAGGACCACAAAAAGAUAAAUCAGACCCCAUUGAGAAAUCCCAGGUCAUGGUACAACUUCCAAGCAGUGAGAGAUUAAAGCCUUCUUAUGUUCACAGUUUUGGUAUGACAGACAACUACUUUAUUUUUGUUGAGCAACCUGUCAAAAUCAACUUGCUUAAAUUCCUGUCUUCUUGGAGCAUUAGAGGAGCCAACUACAUGGACAGCUUUGAGUCAAAUGAGAGCAUGGGUACCUGGUUUCAUCUUGCUACUAAAAACCCCGGUGGUUACUUAAGCAGUCACAAGUUUCGAACAUCACCUUUCAAUCUUUUUCACCACAUCAACGCAUAUGAGGACCAAGGCUUUAUUGUGUUGGAUCUCUGCACGUGGAAAGGUUAUGAUUUUGUGUAUAAUUAUCUGUAUCUGGCCAAUCUGAGAGAGAACUGGGAGGAGGUGAAGAAGGCUGCUAUGGGAGCUCCCCAGCCAGAAGUCAGACGUUAUGUUCUACCUGUGGACAUUAAUCGUGAGAAACAGGGGAAGAACCUGGUAUCAUUGCCUUACACCACAGCCACUGCAGUUUUGAACCGUGAUGGAACCAUUUGGCUUGAAGCUGAGAUUCUCUUCUCUGGACCAAGACAGGCCUUUGAAUUCCCACAGAUUAAUUAUUCUCAGUGUUGUGGAAAGAAAUAUUCUUUUGCUUAUGGCCUGGGACUUAACCACUUUGUUCCUGACAGGAUAGUGAAGUUGAAUGUCCAGACCAAACAGACUUGUGUGUGGCAGGAGGAGGACUGUUACCCUUCAGAGCCAUUAUUUGUGGCAUCCCCAGAAGCUGCAGAAGAAGAUGAUGGCCUGUUGCUCAGCAUAGUGGUGAAACCUGGAGCUGAGAGACCAGGGUCAUUACUGAUCCUUAACGCUGCAGAUCUGACGGAGGUGGGCAGAGCAGAAGUGGACGUGAUCAUCCCAGUUACAUUUCAUGGCAUGUACAAACCCUAA